This is a messenger RNA of Lasiosphaeria miniovina, 1467 nucleotides long. RefSeq names its product actin family. Gene Ontology annotation, cellular component: actin cortical patch; Arp2/3 protein complex. Gene Ontology annotation, biological process: Arp2/3 complex-mediated actin nucleation. NCBI's taxonomy places the organism in Eukaryota, Fungi, Ascomycota, Sordariomycetes, Sordariales, Lasiosphaeriaceae. The transcript has 3 exons. Gene Ontology annotation, molecular function: actin filament binding. The record is from RefSeq and is a predicted model, not a curated record. The coding region runs from base 185 to 1345 and encodes 386 amino acids.
AGGGGAGAGCUUGAAGCAGUCCAGCCACAGCGCUGACGACUGCCUCAACCCCCCACCAUUGUGGUGGAAGGUAUCCGCAUCUUCUCAAGACACGACACAAACGCCAUCGCGCCCUGACUGCGAAAAACACCUCGGCAAUCUGUACGAGGGCUUCCACUUUUCCGCCGGCUCACCGUUGCCUAAGAUGACCGCUCCACCUCCCAUAGUGCUCGAUGGCGGCACCGGCUUUCUCAAGGUCGGUUAUGCGGCCCAGAACUUUCCCGAGUUCCAGUAUCCUUCCAUUGUGGGUCGGCCGAUCCUCCGGACUGAGGAGAAGGGCGGCAGCGAAAUGGUAAUCAAGGACAUCAUGUGCGGCGACGAGGCGGCUGCCGCGCGCACAAUGCUACAAAUUAGCUACCCAAUGGAGAAUGGCAUCGUCAAGAAAUGGGACGACAUGCAGCACCUGUGGGACUAUACCUUUUACGAGAAGAUGAAGAUCGACACGCGCGGCCGCAAGAUCCUCCUCACCGAACCCCCCCUUAAUCCUCUCAAAAAUCGCGAGCAAAUGUGCCAAGUCAUGUUUGAGCGCUAUGACUUUGGUGGUGUAUACGUUGCUAUCCAGGCGGUGUUGGCCUUGUAUGCCCAGGGUGUCGUUGUCGACUCUGGUGAUGGCGUAACCCAUAUUGUCCCCGUCUACGAAUCGGUCGUCCUUAACCAUCUUACCCGUCGUCUCGACGUCGCUGGCCGCGAUGUCACUCGCAACCUGAUUGCGCUCCUUCUCCGCAGAGGCUACGCGCUCAAUCGGACGGCCGAUUUCGAGACCGUUCGCCAGAUUAAGGAGAAGCUAUGCUACGUAUCAUAUGACCUGGAGCUUGACAAGCGGUUGAGUGAAGACACGACAGUACUUGUGGAGAGCUACACUUUGCCAGAUGGUCGCGUUAUCCGCGUGGGUUCCGAACGUUUCGAGGCGCCCGAGUGUCUCUUCCAGCCCCACCUUGUCGACUGCGACCAGCCAGGCAUUGCCGAGUUUCUUUUCAAUACCAUCCAAGCCGCUGACGUCGAUGUUCGUUCGUCGCUCUUCAAGGCCAUUGUAUUGUCAGGUGGCAGCAGCAUGUACCCCGGCUUGCCAUCGCGCCUAGAAAAGGAGAUUAAGCAGCUGUGGCUUACAAGAGUGCUUGGUGGGAAUCCCGAACGGCUGAGCAAGUUCAAGGUCAGAAUAGAAGACCCACCGCGAAGGCGGCACAUGGUAUUCCUUGGAGGUGCGGUCCUCGCCAACAUUAUGGCGGACAAGGAGAGCAUGUGGAUCACGAAGCAGGAGUGGGAGGAGCAAGGCCCGCGGGUACUGGAGAAGCUUGGGCCAAGAUAAGAUAGAGAAGAUAGUUAGGUGAGAGCCAGCUAGCAGGCGUUGCUUAGUUGCUUAGUUAUUUGCUGCCUAGGUAGAUGUCGAAGAAGGAAAAAAAAGAUAUCGACUGGUUUUUUCUCCUAGCA